Messenger RNA from Daphnia magna, 3020 nucleotides. Its product is annotated as serine/threonine-protein kinase 17B. The transcript is spliced from 7 exons. Gene Ontology annotation, molecular function: protein serine/threonine kinase activity; ATP binding. The record is from RefSeq and is a predicted model, not a curated record. The coding region runs from base 247 to 1500 and encodes 417 amino acids. Gene Ontology annotation, cellular component: nucleus. Gene Ontology annotation, biological process: intracellular signal transduction; protein phosphorylation; positive regulation of apoptotic process. NCBI's taxonomy places the organism in Eukaryota, Metazoa, Arthropoda, Branchiopoda, Diplostraca, Daphniidae.
UAUGUUAUGGAGUGAAUUUUAAUAGUGUAGCCGAAUAGUCGGGUCUGGACUUCAUUCCCCAAAUUUUCUUUUUAUUGCAACUUGGAUUCCGAAUAUAUAUCGCGUUUUGUUGCUUUUGUUUAUAAAAUUUUGUACAGUAAAUCGUAAAACAUUAUAGUUAACAAACUAGGUGGCAACAGCUAGAAUUUAACUCUUUGUUUUUCACUCUGAACAUUUUCAAAAUUGAACAAAACAAAAGAAAAAACUAUGGUGGGUGGAGGUGGAAAAGAUAGUGAAUCUGUCGAAGCAAUUGGAUUGGAGCAUUCUUUUGUGUUGUCUCCAACAAUGAGUUCAAUACCUGGUUUGCUGACUUUAUGCCCAUCUAGGGCUGAAUUAUUGGUAGCCCGGGAACCACUCCACCAGCUGUAUACAGUGGAAAAGCAGCCUUUCGCAAGGGGCAAGUUUGCUGCGGUGAAGCGAUGUCGAAACGUUUUGAACGGAGAACAAUUUGCUGCCAAACUGAUACGCAAAAGACGUCGAGGUGGCGGUCCGACACCCGAAUCGUUGCAUGAAGCAGCAGUCUUGGACUUGUGUCGAUCGUGUCCGCACAUUGUUCAGUUGGUACAAUUGUACGACACACCUUUGGAAACCAUCCUCAUUUUGCAACUAGCUACUGGUGGGGAGCUGCAAAGUGUGCUAGAUCGCGAUGAAAUACCGGAAGAAAAACACGUUGUCCGUCUUCUACGUCAAGUUUUGGGGGGUUUGUUAUUCCUCCAUAACUUUGACAUAGCACACUUAGAUUUGAAGCCUCAAAAUUUACUAUUAACGGGACCAUUCCCUGAGUGUGACAUUAAACUGUGUGACUUCGGUAUAGCAAGGCAUAUCGCUCGUGGGGCGGAUAUGCGCGAAAUUCUAGGGACUCCAGACUAUGUCGCGCCGGAAAUAUUGAACUAUGAACCCAUCAGCCUAGCAACAGAUAUGUGGUCGGUCGGUGUUCUAGCAUAUGUAUUGCUCACCGGUUGUACGCCGUUUGGAGGAGAGACCAAACAGGAAACUUUCUGUAAUAUCACUCGCUGCCAACUGGAAUUUCCUGACGAACUCUUCCAGGAUGUUUCACCUACAGCCAUCGAAUUCAUUUCCAACCUGCUUACCCACGAUCCCAGUACUCGACUGACUGCCCAAUGUUGCCUUCAUCACUCGUGGUUAAAUAUCGGCCCCUCCACCGAUAAAAUCCCGUCCUUCCUGCCGUCUGAAGAUUCUUCCACACUCUCUUGCAAUAACAUUCCGGUUCCCGAUGACGAGGAUCUCGAAGAUCGUCAGACGCGUGCGGAUAGCGCGUACCACAACACGUUUGAUAAAUUAUUUGUUGGUGGUCAGACGGCUCCCAAAAUAGGAGUCGCUUGUGCUGCAAAUGCGGUGCCUUUGUCCACGGCCUCUUCAAAGCUAGUCGUUCUUCCUAAACGGAUUGGUACAGCACCCACCAAAAAUAGUUUAACGCCAUAUGCAUUUCUUCGUUUUUGACACGGCGUCUUACGAGAAUAUGGGGUGCCAUUUUUCGGUUUCCACUGUCCAUGAUUGCUUUAUGUUAUCAACAAAUUUUCCCUGCUAAUCUUAGUCGUUGUAACAGAUUAGGCAAUCGCCAUGUUAAUGUUAUGGCGGAUCGAUUUCUUCCACAAAGAUCGAUGGCCUUUUUUCCGAUAAGGCGCCGUGUUAAGCACGAUAAAUCAGGAGGAUGUUAAUGCUUCGGUGGAAUGAACAAACAAGCCCAACUUCUGCGCAGUAUAUGUGAACUUGGUUUUACCAGUUAUAUCGUUAGUCAACGCGAGAACUCAUUGUCGUUCGGCUUAGGAGCUCCGAUGAAUCAACGUGAAAUUUCUUAUGGGAAACUGUGUGAUUCAGGUUACGGCUUUGACGGAUUGAUCCAAAUGUUUUUCCUUAAUUCGCCUUGUGACCCUUACAACAUAAGGGACUCUUCGUCUCUUUGGAUUCCACGCUACCGUGUGCCACCAUUCUGACAUCUAUUACGGAUGAACUAUUCUGGUGUCGGAGCGUUUCCGUCUCGUCGUAACCGAAACGUGGGCUAGCCUACCUCCCCAUAUCUUCGUGAAGACAGCCAAUAUAGCUUUACUGUAGAAGUAAAUGUGCCAAACUAUCCAAUCCUGGGAAGAAGUCUACACAGGAAGUCAAAGCCUGUUGCUUUGGAGCGCCUCAAUGUUUUUUCUUUAAAUAUUAUGCCCGAGCUUUCAGAAUCAUUCUACAUUCAUCCUCUUCACUGCCAGUUCGGCCGGCAGUAAAGGUACCUGAGGUCCGGACUGCUGUUUAUAGACCCAAUCUGCACCAUAAAACCUUCGCCUUUGCUGACCAAAGCCCCUCAUGUUCAUUUCGAGAAAGCAGAGAUUGUCUGAUCUCGCGUAGUUAAGUUUCAGUUGAUUUCCAAACGUCCUACUGCCGCCCUUUUUUCCAUGUUACUUUGUGUUUGUGAUUUUAUGGUCUGAAUAGGCUAGAAAUCAACUCCAAAUUGAAACAGGACCUAUUUCAAAGUUAAGGUCUAUUUCGUAACCAUUGUUCUCUUUGUUUAAUUUUACAUUUAAUUACCACCUCAUGUAUACCAUCAUAGAUAGCCCCUUUUCAACGCAGAAGGGAAAUGUUUAACUAGUCAGUUUGGCACUAGAGGCAUUCACGCGUUAUCGCACACGUUCCCAUAAUAUUUUAAGAGAACACUUCCUUAAUUUCCGAUUGUGUAUUAUUCUCCUUCCGUUUAGGUUCUAGCAAACAUUUUUAAUAUAAUAAUUCCAUCGCAAUUCCUGUUAACGCUUCAUAUGUCAGCGACUGAAAUCCAUGUAAGCAUUGGGUUACUUUGUUCGACAUUGCAAAAUUUACUCAUUUGGCUUUCCCAAUUGUUUCCACGUAUUUGUGUGUCAGUCAAUCUCUGAAGUUUGUGCAAGAGACCAAGUCACCUAAUUUCAUUCUGAAUUGUAAAUAUUUUGUAAAAGGAAUGCCUUUUAAAAUGCCUAAGAUUAAAUUACAAUGUCUGAACAUUC